AUGCGAGAAAAGAAGAAAUUUGAUGCUCUGCCAUCUGGUUCUGCCACUGUCAAAGCACGGAAAUGGGUAUUCUAUGAUGCAAUGACUUUCCUCACACCUUGUGUAACACCACGUGCCACUUCCAGCAAUGUAUCGUCACCCUUGAAGAAAUUGCCUUUUGAACACUGGUUCUACUCCCGAGCCACAGAGGUUUUCCCUGGCACAUCGUCUUUUCUGCUGAGUCUUCUCCCUCUCAUGAAACAACUGUCACCUAUGGACAACAGCGAUGCUAAAAUUGAAAUCCAGCAGAUCUUUCGAAGAAAACUUGCGAGCGAAUGA
Molecule: messenger RNA, 318 nt
Organism: Eriocheir sinensis (Chinese mitten crab)
Lineage: Eukaryota; Metazoa; Arthropoda; Malacostraca; Decapoda; Varunidae
Exons: 3
Coding region: 1-318 (105 amino acids)
Molecular function (GO): DNA binding
Source: RefSeq, a predicted model, not a curated record